Molecule: messenger RNA, 1120 nt
Organism: Zea mays
Lineage: Eukaryota; Viridiplantae; Streptophyta; Magnoliopsida; Poales; Poaceae
Product: seed maturation protein
Biological process (GO): response to bacterium
Source: RefSeq, marked validated
GUUCGGCUUCGGUCCUACCGCCGCCGCGUCGUGGGAGGAUAAUCGAACUGCUUCCCUUCUCGUCUUCCCUAACCUUUCCGUCCUUCCCGGAUUAUUUCCAUCACCAGAGCGUAUCGCGUCGUCUCCUCUCUAUCCGAUUCCGCCCGCGGACCCAGGCUCCCGCAUGGACGCUGCCGGCGGGGUGGAGGCCGCCGCCAACGGCGGGAUCGAGGGCUCCGCCGACCCCUGCAGCUCAGGCGGUGCCGGCGGGUACAGGCGCUCCGUCCACCAGAUCGCCGGCGGCGGGAAAGCUGCUGAUAUCAUCUUAUGGAGGCGAGCGCGUGUUACAUUUGGUGUUAUAUUUGGUGCUACUCUGGCAUGGUGGUUGUUUGAGAAGUCUGGACUAUCAUUAUUAACUAUCUGCUCUGAUAUACUUCUCAUCUUGAUAGUUCUGCAGUUCAUAAGGGUUAAAAUAGCUGGACUGCUAGAUAGGCAGCCUAGGCCACUACCUGAGUUAGUUUUAUCAGAGGAGAUGGUUAGCAAUGCUGCGGCUUCAUUCCGUGUGAAAGUGAACAGCAUGCUGAUGAUAGCGCAUGACAUUACUCUUGGCAAGGACUUCAGGCUAUUUUUCCAGGUCGUGAUUGUCUUGUGGCUGUUAUCUGUCAUUGGAAAUUUCUGCUCGUCUAUCACUCUUGCUUACAUAGGAACCGUUGCUUUGGUCACAAUGCCUGCAUUGUACAACAAGUACCAGAGGCCUGUUGAUAGGUAUGCUGGGAUGGUCUACCGGAACAUUUCGAGGCAUUACAAGAUAGUUGAUGAGAAUGUGAUCAGUAGACUACCGAGAAGGUUUAUCAGAGAUAAAGAGGACUGAUACUCUGAAAAAUGAACUCGCUAAGCUAGUCAGGUAAUCUUUUACCUACAUUGUCAGACCUUACAUGGUGUGAAACUAUAGAGCUACGAAAACAGAGAACGGCAUGGAACCUACAGUAGAUACCGUUGCAGUGUACUCUUGGGCAAAGGUUUGAGACGAAAUUAAAAUGUAUAGCUUUCUGUGUUAGCUCUUUGCAACGAACUGGCUAAAUGUUGUUAAAAAUAACAAAAGCAAUUGUCAUGGGAAGUUGAAAAUGAAGUGGUUGUAACU